Humulus lupulus (European hop) is the source of this 1198-nucleotide messenger RNA. RefSeq names its product replication protein A 32 kDa subunit A-like. The record is from RefSeq and is a predicted model, not a curated record. The transcript has 10 exons. Gene Ontology annotation, biological process: nucleotide-excision repair; DNA replication; double-strand break repair via homologous recombination. Lineage: Eukaryota; Viridiplantae; Streptophyta; Magnoliopsida; Rosales; Cannabaceae. Gene Ontology annotation, molecular function: DNA binding. Gene Ontology annotation, cellular component: DNA replication factor A complex; chromosome, telomeric region; site of double-strand break. The coding region runs from base 71 to 913 and encodes 280 amino acids.
UCUUAAAUUUUUCAUUGCUGCCUUUGUUAAAGCGAUUUAUCCCAAAAUUUAUCUCUUAGGGUUUUUUGAGAUGUUCUCCGCCAGCCAGUUCGACACCCCUUCCGCCUUCUCCGGUGCUGGCUUCAUGUCCUCACAGUCAUCUCAGUUGACCGAUGCUGGUCCCUCUCCGGCAAAGGGUCGUGAUAGUCAUGGGUUGAUUCCAGUGACUGUGAAGCAGAUUAGUGAGGCGCAUCAUUCUGGUGAUGAAAAAUCGAAUUUUGUGAUCAAUGGUGUAGAAGCUGCCAAUGUUACUCUAGUUGGAAUGGUGUCUGACAAAACUGAAAGAAAUACUGAUGUCAGUCUAUUUCUGGACGAUGGAACAGGACGAAUCAAAUGCAGAAGAUGGGUGAAUGAGAACUUUGAUGCAAGGGAAAUGGAAGGAUUAGAAGACGGCAUGUAUGUUCGGGUUAAUGGGCACUUGAAAAUAUUGCAGGGUACCCGACAAUUGGUUGCCUUCUCUGUGAGGCCUGUGUCAAACUUCGAUGAAAUUUCAUUCCACUUUAUCGAAUGCAUACACAAUUACUUGCAGAGUUCCAAAUCUCAGCAGCCAGGAAAUGCUGAUAAUCAGACUCAGGCUGCAGACUCUGCUUUUAGCACUCCUGUGAAAAGUGUAUCAAAUGGAUUUCAGAUAGCACCAUCCAGUCAGUUAUCUGGGGAAAUUAGUUUUGGUGCUCCAAAGGGCUGCGAUCAGUUGGUACUUGACUAUCUGCAGCUGCCUUCAAGCAUUGGGAAGGAAAAGGGGAUACACAGGGAUGAGCUUUCCCAACAGCUUAAAAUUCCCUUGGAGAAAAUUAUGGAGUCCAUUAGAUCUCUUGAAGAUGAAGGUUUGAUAUAUUCAACUAUUGAUGAAUUUCACUUCAAAUCAGCUGCGUAGGGUUGAUCUAUCUUCCGCUUGGAGUACCUGUCUGUCAGAGUUUUACUUACUGUACAUUUCAUUUCAAUCUCUAGAGUUCUUAUUAUUAGGAUGUUCUAAUGGUAGUUCUAAUGGUAGACGUUUAGUUACAAUGGAGCAUGUUAUACUCUCUGUUUUGGUGAACUUAAAAUGUUUUGCGCUUUGUAAAAUGUUUUCUAAUUUCCAUCCUUCGUCCUAGAGUCAAGACUAGAGAUUAGAGAUGAUAAUUACACUAGACUAAAUCGAAGUUGAGAUGAGUUACAGACA